CCAAAGUCCAAGUCUUCAAAGAGGAUUUGAUCACAAACAAACAGAAUACACACAGUUGCAUAUCAGAGACAGAGAGAAAAGGAUGUGGAUUCCUUUAGUCAUAGCAACAACCUUUCUACUAAAUGCUCCAGCGUUGGGUGGAGUGAAGGACCUCGGUUCACACUUCAGCUUCUAUGAAAAAAAUAAUGCAAUGGCUAUUAAUUCACAGUCACUUCCAAAGGUUGAUGACAACCAACAGAUGGAGUCUGUGUCUCCAGACUUCCAUCAAAAUAACACAAUCACCAAAGAUUUGCCACUGGAAGGACUCGAAGAGGAGGAUUACAUUGAUUUUGAUAAGAUAUUGGAAGGAGAUGAUGACUACACUGAAGGUGAUGCAGUGGAUGAAAUUACCACACCUGAGCCAGACCCUAAGUUUGUCUCAGGAUUGUCUGACCCUAAAAUGUGCCAAGCAUGUCUCUUAAGACUCUUUCAUGGUCGAACACGGCUUCAGCGCAUUAAUGUGGUCAAUGCUUUUUUUGGAUUUCGCCUCUAUCGAAGCCUCCGCAACCAAGUGAAUCAAACAGAUAAUAUCCUGCUGGCACCUGCUGGAAUCUCCAUUACUAUGGGAAUGAUUGCACUGGCUGUCGGUUCUACUACACACAAGCAGCUCUACCAAGCAUUAGGCUUUGCUGAAUUUAUAAAUGCAAGCAUACAUUAUAAUGAUUCCACUGUGCACAAGCUUUUCAGCAAACUUACACACCGACUCUUCAGGCGGAACUUUGGAUACACAUUACGAUCUGUCAAUGACUUUUACAUCAAGCAUACUGUUCUCAUGUCAGAGAACUUCCGUAGUCAGGCAAAGGCAUACUAUUUUGCUGAGCCUCAAUCUGUGGAUUUUAGAGACCCAUCAUUCCUUGUGAAAGCAAACCAGCGUAUUCAGAAAAUGACCAAAGGCCUGAUCAAGGAACCACUUAAAAGUGUUGACCCCAACAUGGCGGUAAUACUUUUAAACUACCUGUAUUUUAAAGGAACAUGGGAGCAGAAGUUUCCAGAGGAGCUGACCCAUUACCGUAAUUUCCGUGUGAAUGAGAAGCAUCAGGUUCGUGUGCCCAUGAUGCAGAAUAAGGGUUCAUACCUGGCUGCAGUCGACCAUGAGCUGAACUGUGAUGUCCUACAGCUGGCCUACAAGGGAAACAUAAGCAUGCUCAUUGCUAUGCCUCAGAAAUUUUCUGGUAUGAAAUUUCUUGAACAAGAGGUCUCCCCUACUGUAAUUAACAAAUGGCUCAACAAUAUGACCAACAGAACUCGUGAGGUGGUGUUCCCACGAUUUAAGCUGGAGCAGAACUAUGAUUUGGUCAGCCACUUAAAGCAGUUGGGUCUAACUGACCUCUUCACAGAAAAGGGUGACUUCUCUCCUAUGGCAACUGAGAAGGUCUCUGUCAACUGGUUUAAGCACCAAAGUGCCAUAACAGUAAAUGAGGAGGGCACUGAAGGUGCAGCACUGACUCAUGUUGGUUUUAUGCCUCUGUCAACACAGACACGCUUCAUUGUGGAUCGUCCCUUUCUGUUUUUCAUCUAUGAACAUCGCACUGACUGUCUUAUCUUUAUGGGACGUGUUGCAGACCCAUCAAAAAAUUAAUUUUCUAUACACAAGGAUGCUAGCUUUAACUGCAUAGUAAAUUAAGCACUGUAAAAAGUGUACUGCCAAGAUCACUAAUGCAGAAUCUAAAUCAGAAAAGCGGCACAAUAUUGUGUUACAUUAUAAAUGACAUAAUUGAUAUUGAUUUUCACUUUUUAAAUAAGUAUAAAUAACAUGAAAAAGUAGCAUUAAAUAUUUAAAGCAUUAUAACAUUUUUGUUGUUUUCUUUCAUAUGUUGAGGUUGUAAACAUAUAAAACACAGCUACAGUACAUAAAUUGAGAAAACAAUGAUUUUUAAUAAUUACUAUUACUAUUUUGUUUAUGUUUAAAUGUUAUGGUCUUUUAUCAGUGAUUAAAGAAUCAAGAAGUAAAAAACAUAUUCCCCCCACCUUUGAUACCCUAAAUAUCCUGAUAGUGACAAUAGAAAUCUUAAUAAAUAUAAACUACAUUCA
Messenger RNA from Silurus meridionalis, 2070 nucleotides. RefSeq names its product serpin peptidase inhibitor, clade D (heparin cofactor), member 1 (gene serpind1). Lineage: Eukaryota; Metazoa; Chordata; Actinopteri; Siluriformes; Siluridae. Gene Ontology annotation, molecular function: serine-type endopeptidase inhibitor activity. The record is from RefSeq and is a predicted model, not a curated record. The transcript has 5 exons. Gene Ontology annotation, biological process: negative regulation of endopeptidase activity. Bases 83 to 1618 code for a protein of 511 amino acids.